Messenger RNA from Lathyrus oleraceus (garden pea), 765 nucleotides. RefSeq lists its product as uncharacterized. NCBI's taxonomy places the organism in Eukaryota, Viridiplantae, Streptophyta, Magnoliopsida, Fabales, Fabaceae. The transcript is spliced from 2 exons. The record is from RefSeq and is a predicted model, not a curated record. The coding region runs from base 1 to 765 and encodes 254 amino acids.
AUGACGCCAAUGAUUAGACCGACUGUUCCUGUGCAGAUAGAGAUAUGGGCAGCGGGUGAGGAGACAGUCCACGAGGGACAAAUCAUUGGACCCCUUCAAAAUCAAGACGUCGAAUCAGGAGUCGCGGGACGUAACCAGAUGAUAAUGGUUAACCGACACCAGGAUGCUGAUCAAAUUGUCGAUCAACAUCGACAGGAAGACUUGGCAGUAGAAAACAAUUUGACAACUAUUGUUGAAAGGAUUAUGGCUAGAAAUGACAUGGGUGCUACGUUACAAAGGCCAUUAUACGCCUUCCCGCUAGCUGAGUUUAUUCUCCAAGCCGAGGCCCCCAGGGGGAUGGAAGUGCCUAAGUACACUAAAUUUGGGGGAGAGUCUGGUGAAUCGACAAUAGAGCACGUUGCCAGAUACUUAACAGAGUCAGGGGAUCUAGUUCAUAAUGAAUGUUUGAGAGUAAAAAAUUUCCCCUCCUCUCUGACCAAGGCUGCCUUCACAUGGUCCUUAAAGGCUAGGUGUUUUACGCAAGUGCCAGAACAUGAACUAGUUCAAAUGGCUGCAGGAGGUUUAGAUUAUUCCAUUAGGAAGAAGAUAAAUCCCACUUUUGUGAAAAGUAUGUCACAACUGGCCGAUAGAGUUCGACAUUUAGAACGGCUAAGGCUAGAAAAAGUUAGGCACAAUAAGUCUAAGAAAGAAAAGGUAGCGUUUGUCGAAUACGACGCGACAGACCCAAUACGUGAGGCUGAUUAUGCUUCGUCGGCCGAAUUAUAA